Drepanopeziza brunnea f. sp. 'multigermtubi' MB_m1 is the source of this 1347-nucleotide messenger RNA. RefSeq lists its product as uncharacterized. The record is from RefSeq and is a predicted model, not a curated record. Lineage: Eukaryota; Fungi; Ascomycota; Leotiomycetes; Helotiales; Drepanopezizaceae.
AUGGUCGGUUCGUACGAAGAGAGCAUUAUCCGUGGGCGAAUGUCAACGACCCCUUCCAAACCCCUGGACUUCGUUGCCCAGAUUGGUGUUUUGGGUCUUGGUAAGUGCAAGUCGAGUCUUCGCUGCCCAGCUCAUGUGACCGUGCCUUUCCCUGCUGUAUUCUACAGCUAUGAAAGUACGAGCCAUGGUCGUACAGGCAAACAUGAGGAUGGACCCAGUCCGUACGUUGGUCAAAUUGAUCUCGAAAACAGCCUGCCGAACUCGGAUGAGGCUCGAGAUAGUAAGAGGAAGCGCGGCACCAAUCUGACCCGCACCUUGGAAGGGGACAUUGAGAUGACUGAUGACCUGACUACACCCCAGCUUACAGAGCGUGAGAUUCGCCGAGCUGGGAAGUUCAAACGGAGAUCGACAUCGCCUAGAGCACCUCCUAGAGGCAGCUACAGAAUUCCCGAAAAGGGUCAGUUGCAAAUUAUCAUCAAGAACCCAAACAAAACGGCUGUCAAGCUAUUUCUCGUCCCCUACGACCUCGCUGGCAUGGAACCAGGCACCAAAACGUUCAUUCGCCAACGAAGCUACUCAGCUGGCCCCAUCGUUGAUACGCCUGUUCCUGCCAUACCGCAAACGUCGUCAAAUCCACUAGACCGUCCUAUUUUACGCUAUUUAAUACAUUUGCACAUAUGUUCGCCCUCUCGUGGACGGUUUUAUCUCUACAAAAGCAUUAGAGUUGUUUUCGCCAAUCGUGUACCAGACGGAAAGGAGAAGCUACGGAAUGAGCUCUCCUUACCCGAACCACGCUUCAGUACAUACAAGCCUGGUCGGGACUUUACUCUUAGCCUCGCACUUAGUGGAGGUGCAGGCGCCAGUCUUGCAGCCGAGAAGGCAUAUCGAAGACGAAGUUCGGGGUCCCCCCUGGGUCCUCCGGCGAAAGCGUUCAAUCCGAUGGUUGGGAUCACGUCGUCGAUGGAGGAUGGGUUCAGUAGCGGAUCGCCACUCGACUUUGGUCGAAGCUCGAGUACUAAGCCCGUUCAACCCAUCCCAUUCAGCCUAGUGGCUAAGUCUGCACGCAUGGACAAUGAUGCUGUUUCUGAAAGGCCCACGGACGUUCAGUCGCCAUCUUCUAGCAGGAGCAGUCAGGCGCCGAUGUCAAGAAGCUCUAGGUCUAUGUCAUGGAAUAGUGAAUUCACUGGUAUCGACGGAGAUUAUGACAGACUAAACAAAGGAGAUGCUGGUUACAGAGGCAAUUUCCUCAUGGGGUCACCUGAUAGCAGAUUGGUCUCCGGGCUACUUGCAAAGAAGUUGAGGGAUCUUGGCGUUGAGAUGAAGAGCUUGCAAGAUGGCGUAGAUUAG